Tyto alba (common barn owl) is the source of this 4636-nucleotide messenger RNA. It is a transcript of the gene CACUL1, whose product is annotated as CDK2 associated cullin domain 1. NCBI's taxonomy places the organism in Eukaryota, Metazoa, Chordata, Aves, Strigiformes, Tytonidae. Bases 98 to 1132 code for a protein of 344 amino acids. The transcript has 9 exons. The record is from RefSeq and is a predicted model, not a curated record. Gene Ontology annotation, biological process: ubiquitin-dependent protein catabolic process. Gene Ontology annotation, molecular function: ubiquitin protein ligase binding.
CUGCGCGGCCGGUGGUGGGGCGGGCCGUGCCCGGAGCCGAGCGGCCAUGGGCGGCGGGCGGUGAGUCUCGAGCCCCCUCCGCCGCUCCUCCGCCGCCAUGGAGGAGGAGAGCAUGGAGGAGGAGGAGGAGGCCAUGAUGGACGACCAGAACCACAACAACUGGGGCGCCGGCGGCGGCGGCGGGUACGGGCGGCACCUGCUGGGCCCCGCCGCCCCGCCGGUCGCUGGCCGCCUCCUGCGCGGCCCUGCCGCCGGGCCCCCCCCCGCCCCGCCGCUCCCGCCGCUGCCCGAGGCCAACGGCGUGCUGCGGGGCUGCGAGCCGCCGAGCAAGGGGGGAGCCGGGGCCAUCGCCGCCGCCAUCAACAUCAACGCCUCGACCUCCAAGUUCCUAAUGAAUGUUAUAACAAUUGAAGACUAUAAGAGCACAUAUUGGCCAAAGUUGGACAGUGCCAUAGAUCAGCUUUUAACUCAGAGUCCUGGUGACUACAUCCCUAUCUCCUAUGAACAAAUAUACAGUUGUGUGUAUAAGUGUGUAUGCCAGCAGCAUUCGGAACAGAUGUAUAGUGACCUAAUAAAAAAGAUAACUAACCACUUAGAGAGAGUCUCAAAGGAGCUGCAGGCCAGCCCUCCAGAUCUCUAUAUUGAAAGAUUUAACGUAGCUCUUGGACAGUAUAUGGGAGCAUUGCAGAGCAUUGUGCCUCUUUUCAUAUAUAUGAAUAAAUUUUACAUAGAAACCAAGCUUAACAGAGACUUAAAAGAUGACCUUAUAAAGCUGUUUACGGAACAUGUUGCAGAAAAGCACAUUUACAACCUAAUGCCUUUACUUUUGGAAGCUCAGUCAACACCCUUUCAAAUAACUCCUUCAACCAUGGCAAAUAUUGUGAAAGGCCUGUAUACACUACGACCAGAAUGGGUACAGAUGGCACCAGCUUUAUUUUCUAAAUUUAUCCCAAAUAUUCUACCACCUGCUGUGGAAUCUGAGCUUCAGGAAUAUGCUGCUCAAGACCAGAAGCUUCAAAGAGAGCUUAUGCAGAAUGGAUUUACUAGAGGUGACCAGUCACGCAAGAGGGCGGGAGAAGAGUUAACUUACAAUGGCUCAUCAGCUUGUGCAAGCUCCAGGGGGUACAGAUAGUGAAUAUACUGGAUCAGCUUCUAUUCCUAGCCAGAACAGACACUGGAGGAGCGCAGGUGGUAUCCGGAGCCUCCUUUGGCAACUGCUGAUACUCAAGCUCUGACACGAACUAUGGCUCAAAGAAGAGUUUUGGACUUUCUUCUUUAUAUAGUAAAAUGUCAGUUGCUGCUACAAUUGGGAUGACUUUGAAAGACACGAUUCCUUGGUCUAGCCUACCAACAAGUUCACGUUCUGCGAUUUUUCGUGAGGAAUGCACAUUGAAAAACAAUCCUUUCGAAGUGGAAACAGGCAGCCGAAAUCAGCAGCUUCCAAAAGCGUUAGAAUGGAAGAAUCUUUUUUGCACUCUUUUCUUAAUAUUAAGGACAUUCUUAAAACUAGUUAACACGUCAGUGUAUUAGUUUUUAAACUUCAAGGUAUUUUCUGGAGCUUUUACUUAAAUAAUAAGAAUAAAUUUUCAUUAUUUUGCAGUAUUUGUUCGUUAGUUUAAAAAUUGUCACCUUUUAAGAGUUGGUCCCAUAUAAAUGUAUCUUCUGUCAGGGAGUUUUAAAUUCCAGAUUUUUCUUUUAUCUCUUUUUUUGUUAUUUGGUAUUUUGAAAUCUGUUUUCCUGUGUGCUUGUACUCUGUGCCUUCAGCUUGUGCACUUUGCAACUUUAUAGACCAUAUUUUGCUACUGCAAAAUGUGUUCUCGAGGAAAAACUUGAUGUGAACAAACAUGCUGCAAAGUUGCACUCUUCUCUUGCAUUAUUGGGAGGUGAAUUUAAAGAGAAAGGAAGAAAAGUUGAACCUAUCACCAUCACUAAUAGUGACUUGGAAGUUUGUCCCCUUUUAUUUUUAAUAUAUAUUAGUGUUUAAUGCUGGGACCAACUCUUGUAGAACCCCUCUCAUUGACUUUUCUUUGGCUUCCAUAAUUGCAAUAGAUUGAGAUGUGAAUUCCAGACUGAAUGAAAUGCUAAGAUGUGUUUUAUGCUGUGCUAUGUAGAAGCAUUGUGGGCAAAAUUCUCCAGUCUAGUAGGUUUGCAAAGUGCAUCUCCCUCAGCACAAACCAGACUUGCACCCAGUUGAUCAGCGAACAAUGGUACCUGUCCAAGAUCACUUUUUGGCUCCUGUGCCAUUUCUCCCAUUUCGGGGAUGUGAUGGGGGUGUGAUAGUGGGUGUAGUCAGAAUCGGGGAGCUGAGGAGUGGUGUAAUGCAUGUGUGUGUACCCAUCGGCCUCCUCCGUCCAGUCUUGUGUAAACUCAGCUGGAGAUCCAGCUGAGCCCAGUUCCAGGAGAUCUGGACCUAUGGUCUAAAUCCUAAUGAUUGUGAAAUGGGUUUUAGUCUGUAGUAUGGCUAAUGCAAUUUUUUCAUGAGGGGAGAAACACACUUGAAAAAGCAGUUUGACUACAGCUUUGGUUUGUUUUAGUUUUUUGUUUUGUUUUUUUUUUUUUUUUUAUGUUACUAUGGAUUUAUUUUUUAUCACCUUCAGUUAUGAAGAGAAAUGAGUUGGUAAUAUAAAAUCUUUCUGAGUGAAACUAAAGUUUGUUCAGUUUUGUCUUGCACAACUCUUACGCCUGUUUGAAGAAAAAAAAAAAAAAAAAACAUACAAAAACCCAACACAACCCCCUUUAUGCUUGCAUGAGUUCAUUGCAAAAUGCAGGAAAAAGAUAAAUAGAUGCGGCAGGGACAAAGUUUCUUUUUGUUUUGUAUCCAGGCUUCAUGUAAAUUAAUUUAAUUCCAUCAGUUUCACAUCAGCCACUUUGGCAAUGCUUUUAGUUUGGAGGGUGGGAGGGAGGAAGAAUGAGUAGGACACUGCUGUGAUUGACAGAUUCGAAUCUGAUUUAUCUGUGUGUUUCUUUGCAUAUUUGCAAAGCCUAUGUCAUUUUGAGGAAGUUUUUCUUUUAAAAAUUAAUAGUUCAGUGUUUUGUUUUCUAUGUAGAACAAUGCAAGCAGUCUAAUCUCAUCCCCAGCAUUGAAAAACCAAACCACUCUGAGCAGGGCUUUUUCAUGUUGAUAGCGCUUGCUUCAACUUUGCUACCAGCUACUUAAGUUGAAGCAUAAUUAGAUAAAAACAGGGGUUUUGAAAAUUUUGCUGAAGUACGCAGUGGAGAAGUUUAAUGAAGGCCAAUAGGGAACAAAAAUGAUUUGCCAGCUUCCAUAUUUUUAUCAGUUUUGGCUUUAAACAAAAAUAAAACCUCUGAUAAUGUCCUUAGCUUUAAAAACCACUGUUUGCUGAAAUGACAAUAUUCUUGAGUUAAGAAUAGAUGCAUUAACCUAAUUUGGUUAAAGUUUGUUUACAACUCCGUUACUGUUCUAGUUCACAUAAUACAGUGGUCAAGCUCUCAUCUUUGUCAAGUAUCACAAUUUUUUUCUGUUUUUAAAGUGGUUUUACUGGUUCAAGUUUGUAAAUAACAUGUAGUGCUUUUGCUUCAUGUUUGAGGCAAGGGUUCAACAUCCAUUUUACGUUGCAUUAUGUUUGGGACACAAACUUCUAGAAUAACAAUUCCAUCAAAAGGUAGAGGAUUCCUGUCAGUGUGGUUCACUGAGUAGUGCUUGGAUGCUUCUCAGUCCUGUGUAGCAUUCUCACUUGGCCACCAUGCCUGAGAAAUCUGUUUGUUAAGCACUGUAUUAUGUUGUAAAUUUGGCAUUAAAAUUCUUGUAUGUUUUGGCAUUAUUAACAUAAUGCUGAAAUAUUGUUUAUCUGUCAAAGACGUUAUCAUUGUGACUAAGCAUGAAUUAGAAUACAGCAAUUAUACUAAAUUAUUUUGGUUUUCUGUAAACUUGCAUUUUAUUUACAGUAAAACUAACUCAGCUAACUUGAGCAUUGGUACUGUAAAGCCACAAUUACCAACAGCAUGAUCCUAACUGCAGUAUUUAAUUUAACCAAAUAACUUGUGGUAAAUCCAUUGCAUCUGUAGCUUACUCUGUUAAGAUUAAGCAGUAAAGUUGGUUAUACAAUGGAUGUCCUUUUUAUGUUGCACUGGUUCCAUAGCCAAACUUACUACAUUAAAAUAUUUUUAGAUUAACUUCAUUUCUUGUUUUGAGAAGUUGAAAUAUUUAAAUUCAUCCUGCUGACUACUGUAAUACUAGGCAAUUGUCAAUAUAUGGUCAAGAUGGUCUUCGAUACAAAUGAUGAAGUAGGGGUCUAACUAGGAAAGUACUCAAAUCUUCUACAGUUGGAUCUCCUUGAUACCUUUCUGGAGUUGUUGAGGAAGGAUUUGUGGAUGAAUACUCUGAAGCAAAAGUUUUUUUUACUCCCAUUUGGCAGAAAUAUGAUGAGCCAGAUUCAUUCCUUUUAAUUUUUCCCUAAUAUGAUUGUUUACUUUUACAGGUUUAAAAAAACAAAAACAACAACAAAAAAAACCAACAACAACAAAAAAAAACACAAAACAAAAAACCCAAACCAAUUAAGAAGCCAACCACCAAGGCCAUGUUCUGAGUGACUAAAAAAUAUUUCCAUGUAUGCUAUGACAACCCCAGUGAAAGGACUAUUCUGUAGAACUACGGAAUAAAAAACAACUGCUUGAA